This is a messenger RNA of Volvox carteri f. nagariensis, 1950 nucleotides long. RefSeq lists its product as uncharacterized. Gene Ontology annotation, molecular function: calcium-dependent phospholipid binding. The record is from RefSeq and is a predicted model, not a curated record. Gene Ontology annotation, cellular component: plasma membrane. The transcript has 14 exons. Gene Ontology annotation, biological process: cellular response to calcium ion. NCBI's taxonomy places the organism in Eukaryota, Viridiplantae, Chlorophyta, Chlorophyceae, Chlamydomonadales, Volvocaceae. The coding region runs from base 538 to 1950 and encodes 470 amino acids.
CUGGCUGCCGAAAACAACUCGACCAAACUGCCGGAAACAUACAUACAGCUACAAAAAUGGCAGAAGAAGAUUCUACUGGAAAACGAGGCGCUCGUCUGGACUGUUGAGAGCAACUAUAACGCCGAUCACAAGAAGGCGGUAUUUGAAGCUUUCGGAGCGGCGGUCCCCGUGACCAGCCAGCUUGAGGCCCUGCAGGAGCCUCGGUUGCAGCAUCAGCUGCUGCAGGCUAUAUCAUCGCCGUUGGCACUCGCGAUCUCCCCAGCAGGGGCCCUUGUUGGCUGUCCGGCACUUACACCACGUGGCGAUGUGAAAUCCUCCAAGUACCAAGUCGGUGAACUUGAUCAUAAUGACUCAGUAACGCAAGCUGAAGAGGAGGCAAAAGAACUUGCAAUUGGCGGUCUGGGUUUCUGCAGCUGGGUUGUGUUGCAUCUGCAAUGUCGCAAGCUCAGGAAUGCUGACUUAUUCAGUCGGUCAGACGCAUUUGGAGUCCUAUACGAAUGGAAGAACGCAGCCUGGGUUGAGGUUGGGAGGACGGAAAUGAUUGUGAACUCCCUGGAUCCAAAAUUCACAAAGGCCUUCAAGCUCAUGUACCAAUUCGAGCGCCUGCAACGUUAUCGCGUUGUCAUCGUGGACGUCGACAAAGGACAAAGCCCAGCAGAUGUCAAGCCAGACGACUGUGACUUUCUGGGCUCGUGUGAAUUCACUCUAAGCGAGGUCGUGACAGCCCCAGGCAAAAAACUCGUGCGAAAUCUGAUCAGUCGGCAAGGCUCGAACCUGGAAUCUCGGGCAGUCCUGUUGGCGGAGGAGUUAUCGGACAGUAAGCAAGUAUACAGGAUUCAGCUCGCUGCAAGCAAGUUGAGGAAUGUGGAAAGCCUAGGGAAGUCCGACCCAUUCAUUCAAUUCAGCAGGCAGCAGGACGAGAGCAGCGACUGGUUGCCAGUUUACAAGACCAAGGUGAUAAAGAACAAUCUAAAUCCAGUUUGGGAUGAGUUCACCAUCCGUGCGACCCAGAUCAACAACGGCGAUUUGAUGCGGCCUCUCAGAAUACGGGUGUUUGACUACGAAUCCGACGGCUCCCACCGUUUGUUGGGACAAUGCGAGUUGAGUACCGAGCGGAUGAUGGAGCUGGCGACGCAGCACGGAGCCUUUGUGAGCUUGCAGCCCCCCACCGGCAAGCCACCAGGCGACUACGGAAUGUUACGGGUCCUGUCGUUCAAGGUGGAAACGUCGGCGUCGUUUUUGGAUUAUCUUGCCGGGGGUACGGAGAUUGGCUUUAUAGUCGCGGUGGACUUCACAGCCAGCAACGGCAACCCCACCACGCCGACGUCAAAGCACUACUGCGCAGGCGGCAUGACGGAGUACGAGAAGGCCAUCACUGGCAUCGGCCACGUGUUGGAGUAUUAUGAUAAGGACAAGAGGCAGGUUUUCCCCAUGUUUGGCUUUGGGGGGCAGUACCAGCGCAACCCAACCAACCACUGCUUCCCGAUGGGCACCCCCCCGGAUAGCACCUGCAUUGGUGUGGCGGGGCUACUGCAGGCUUACAGGCACGCGCUGGGCACGUGGAAGCUUUCCGGUCCGACCCUCUUCGCGCCAGUGAUCCGAAUGGCGGCUGAACGCGCUCGCCUGACGGUGGCAGCCAGGCCGCCUGUGUACACGGUACUGCUAAUCUUGACGGAUGGCGCGAUCAUGGACAUGACGGAUACGAUUAAUGCCAUCAUUGAUGCCUCAACCCUACCGCUGUCCGUCCUCAUUGUUGGCAUCGGGCGGGAUGACUUUGGCGAUAUGAAUAAACUGGAUGGCGACCGCACGCGCCUUUCAAGCGGCAACCGUACCGCGGUUCGGGACAUUGUGCAAUUUGUGGAGUUUUACAAGUACCAGGGUGACGGCGUACGGCUGGCACAGGAGGUGCUGCGGGAGCUGCCCGUACAGCUACUCCAGUACAUGAAGUAA